AUGAGUUUACAGUAUGGAAUUGGAGAAUCGACCGUAAGAGGAAUCCUGCAACAAAAAGAUAAACUGGCACAAUUUGCCUCUGUAACGAACAUUUCAACAUUCAUGAAAAAAAGAAAGACUAUGAAAACCAGCACUUAUGAAGAAUUGGAUGCGGCGUUACUCAAAUGGGUGAACCAAUUAAGAAGCAAAGGUACUCCCAUAUCCGGACCAAUAAUUGCUGCUAAAGCUAAGCAAUUUUUUGAAAAGCUUCAAAUUGAAGGGACAUUUGAUGCGUCUUCAGGAUGGCUGUCAAGAUUUAAAAAUCGUCACGGUAUUAGAGAAAUCGGAGUUUACGGAGAAAAACUAAGUUCUGACAAAGAAGCUGCAGAAAACUUCAAGAAGGAAUUUAAACAGUUUUUAAUGAAAGAAAAUCUUUCUUAUGAACAGGUGUACAACGCAGACGAGUCUGGUCUUAAUUGGAAGUGCCUACCAACUCGAACUUUGGCUUUUGAAAAAGAACGUCAAGCGCCACGUCAUAAAUCUAGUAAAGAAUGA
Molecule: messenger RNA, 534 nt
Organism: Uloborus diversus
Lineage: Eukaryota; Metazoa; Arthropoda; Arachnida; Araneae; Uloboridae
Product: jerky protein homolog-like
Exons: 1
Coding region: 1-534 (177 amino acids)
Cellular component (GO): nucleus
Molecular function (GO): DNA binding
Source: RefSeq, a predicted model, not a curated record